Messenger RNA from Arabis nemorensis, 1737 nucleotides. Lineage: Eukaryota; Viridiplantae; Streptophyta; Magnoliopsida; Brassicales; Brassicaceae. The record is from the annotation of a GenBank genome assembly.
AUGGGUUCCAUCGAAACAGAGCAACCUCUCCUCGAGGAAGGAUCAAUACAGGAGGAACUGAAAUUAUAUGCUGAAGAUGGUUCAAUCGACAUCAAUGGAAACCCACCUUUAAAGCAAAAAACCGGAAACUGGAAAGCUUGCCCUUUCAUUUUAGGCAAUGAAUGUUGCGAGCGUUUGGCUUACUACGGUAUCGCUCUCAAUCUAAUUACUUAUCUCACUACUAAAUUACACCAAGGAAACGUUUCCGCCGCUAGAAACGUCACAACAUGGCAAGGGACUUGUUAUAUCACUUCUCUCAUUGGAGCAGUCUUAGCCGAUGCUUAUUUGGGUAGAUACUGGACCAUUGCUUCUUUCUCCGCCAUUUAUUUCAUCGGAAUGUCUGUUCUGACUCUCUCUGCUACGGUUCCAUAUCUGAAACCCGCUGAUUGCGUUGGAGACAUUUGCCCAUCGCCAACCGCAACUCAGUACUUCACGUUCUUUCUCGGGCUUUACCUUGUAGCUCUUGGUACCGGGGGAAUCAAACCGUGUGUCUCAUCCUUUGGUGCUGAUCAGUUUGAUGAUAAGGACUCGAGUGAGCGAGUUAGAAAGUCUUCUUUCUUUAACUGGUUUUACUUCUCUAUCAAUAUCGGGGCGUUUGGAUCGUUUGGUCUAGUGUUGGUUCAAGAGAAUAUCGGUUGGGGUUUAGGUUUAGGGAUACCUACUGCGUUCAUGGGAUUAGCUAUUGUCAGUUUCCUCUUUGGCACUCCGCUUUAUAGGUUUCAGAAACCAGGAGGUAGUCCGAUAACAAGGAUUUGCCAAGUUCUUGUAGCUGCAUUUCGUAAAAUGAAUCUAAAAGUCCCUGAAGAUACAACACUUCUGUAUGAGAAUGAAACACAAGAUCAGAAUUCUAAAGUUGCUGAAAUCAGGAAAAUCGAGCAUUCAGAUGAUUACAAGUAUCUUGACAAAGCCGCUGUUUUAUCAGCUGAAGAAGCGAAAUUUGGAGGCUUUUCCGAUCCGUGGACCCUAUGUACCGUCACGCAGGUCGAAGAACUCAAGAUUCUGAUCCGAAUGUUCCCGAUUUGGGCUUCGGGUAUCGUCUUCACGUCACUCUACGCUCAGAUAUCCACAUUGUUUGUCCAACAAGGAAGAGCCAUGAACUGCAAGAUCGGCUCUUUCGACCUUCCUCCAGCGACUAUCGCAGUUUUCGACUGCAUCACGGUCCUCAUUUGGGUUCCCAUCUACGACAAAUUCAUCGUCCCGCUCGCAAAAUGCUUCACAGGGAUCGACAAAGGAUUCACCGUGCUUCAAAGAAUGGGAAUCGGUCUUUUCCUUUCGAUCCUCGGUAUAGCAUCAGCUGCCAUCGUUGAGAUAGUGCGGCUCGGGCAAGCGGAAACUAAAACCGCGGUUUCUUUAACCGUGUUUUGGCAGAUACCGCAGUUUUUCAUACUCGGUGCAGCAGAGGUUUUCUACUUCAUAGGACAGCUAGAGUUUUUCUAUGAUCAGUCACCUGAUUCGAUGCGGAGUUUGUGUACUGCAUUAGGACUAUUGACAUUUGCGUUUGGGAGUUACCUGAGCUCGUUGAUCCUCACUGUAGUGACGUAUUUAACGACCAUGGACGGUGGAGAUGGAUGGAUUGCGGAUGAUCUCAACGAGGGGCAUCUUGAUUACUUCUUUUGGUUACUGGCCGGUUUAAGCAUUUUGAAUGCGGCGGUUUAUGUUUUCUCUGCCGUUAGUUACAAACAGAAGAAGGUGUUGUAA